AUGGAUGGUCAGCGACAACAACAGUAUAUACCAGUUCAACCGCCUCCCUCAGCGCAAGCCUCCCAGUCGCACAUACUACUUCCUCCCCCACCUCCACGAUAUCAGCCAGCACAAGCUCAGGGCGUAGUGCCCCCACCACCUCCUGGGCCCCCUCCAGGAACAGUGUUUGGGGCCGCAAAGUUAACCAAUCCACAAGUGCAGCCUCAAAACACUCUUGGAUGGCAGCAGAACUGGGCAGCAAGGCAAGCGCUGUCCCAAGGCUAUCUUCCUCCCCCGCCUCCCCCCCCAUUGGUCCCCGCGAACCAACAACUCUACAACCGUACACCACUAUCAAUCCCCUCUGGCGAAGGUCGGACAUCAGCAACGUAUGUCCCACAACCGGGUACCUUUGGGCCAGGUGUUGGAAUACCUGCAUUCGACGCGCACUCUCUCCCUACAUAUGAGAACCAAGGAACGCUAGUGGGUAGCGAUCGACAACGGCCCCAAGUUAGUCAACUAUACGAAUAUUCUAGCCCGGAUUCUGCAUACAAACGAGAUGGAACCGUUCCAGCUACACCGUCAGCGCGCACCAUGCCGUCGGCUCCAGCAGCUAUUGACGGCGCCCAUGAGCAACUACCGAGCCAAGGGCAACCUACAGAACUUACUAAGUCCUCGAGCCACCGCCAUAAUAACAGCAACACCUUACCCGGUGGCAUGUCACCUAGCGAGGCUGCUGCUCAAUGGCCGCUCGAAAGGGUCCUGAUGUGGCUUGCGAAGAACGGUUUUUCCAACGACUGGCAAGAAACUUUCAAGGCCCUGGAGCUUCAAGGAGCUGAUUUCAUUGAACUAGGCCAUGGUUUAAAUGGCCGGCCGAACUUAGGUAAAUUGCACAAUGUUGUAUAUCCUCAACUCGCGAAAGAGUGCGAAAACAGCGGAACCGGGUGGGAUCAGGCUCGCGAACGGGAGGAGGGAAAGCGUAUGCGCAAGUUAAUCCGCCAAAUACAGGAGGAUGGUGGGUAUGAUGCCGGGAUACCCAUCCCAAAGCAACGUGAAUCGCAAGCGCUACCUGGCGGUGUUCCUGAGGGGGUCCUAGAGGCUUCUCCCAAUUUUGCACAUGAACCUGCAUCUGCCGGUCCUAGUUCGGGGACCGCAGCGAAUAGUCCCAACCUCAAAACAUUACAGCCUGUCUAUACUCAACGACAAAGCGUGCAAACACGUUCUUUCACCACGCCAAUCCCCACUACCUAUGACCAUCAGGCGUCAGACCCCAGCUUGAACGAUAGUACAAACUGUCCUCGAUCGGACUUCUCCCGAGCUGCUCUAUCGACUAUCGGUGGUGACCACCGAAGGCAGAGUCCUUCGGUUUCUAGUGAGGGUGGGCAUUUCUUCCCCCCUGUUCGACCAUACGAAGAUAGCCCUAAGAGUGGCAGCCCGGCUACACAGCAUGCCACUCUUGCCCACCAGGGUGCUUCGUCAUCUACUGGUGACUUGGGGGUUAAAUUUGAGCACUCUCGUGGCAACAGCUCCGACUCCAUCACCGGCCGCCGAUAUUAUGAAUCAGUACGGCAGGAUAAUUCCCGACCGUCCCCUCAGGAUUCCUACAAUCGUCAGUUGGGGGGGGAUAACCCCUCGUCUUAUUCAAAGGACCAUAGUAAUCGUCUUUUGCAUUUCUUCAAAAAGAGGUCAAAAACCGGUGAUUCUAAUCACCCAUCUCCAGAGGAGCAGUUUCUGGAGUCCCCCACUAGUCCAGUGAACAUGCGUCAGAAUGCUUCGCAUCUUCCUUACACUCGCCCUAAUUUCAGCAGCAGUGACAUGUCCCUAGGUGAACGCCCGUCAUCUUCGUCCGUAUCAGACCACGAGCGACUAGCCCGUGCGAAGUCUGCACAAAAAGGGAAAAGGUGGGCCUUUGUGACCUUAGAUGGAUGGAACUAUCGUUUAGUGGACAUCACCGACAUGGAAUCCGCGGAGAACUUGCGUGCUGCUAUCUGCCAGAACCUUGGGAUAUCUGAUUGGGUCGGUUCCCAAAUUUUCUUGACCGAGCCGGGGCAGACAGACCAUGACGAGCCCUUGAAUGACGCCAACUUGACUCUUUGUAGGAGAACAAAGUCGGAUUCAUUUGGUUCUCUGAAACUCUUUGUGCGAGGAUCAUCAAAUACGCCUACAGGCGCUAACAGUUCCCCGCAAGUCGCUGGCCUUGGAGUUUCAUUCCCUGAAAAGCUUACGGCAUCGCCCACAAGCACACAUCAGCUCCACCGUAAACCACUGGAUGACGAAGCUUUGAAUAGGAUCGCAAAACCCACUUCUCCACAGAUAGCUUCACGCCAACAGUUACGAACCCCCGCCGUUAAACUCCCCACUCGUGAUGUAUCUCAAGCUUCACUUGCGGCAUCACCAGUGGAUGGUGGCCAGGACGCAGGGAAUCUCCUUGAUCCAGAUAAAGCAGAUCUACUAGCUCGCCAUGAGGAACACCAGCGGGAAGUCGAAAGGAAACAGAAGGCCUACCGGAUCUCCAAAGUCUCAUCGGUACCGCAACCGAGAAAGGAUGCCUAUGGUGAGACUGGCUAUAGACGAGAGGGGGUGAUUGACUUUGAUUCGCCACGUAUAUCUCCUUAUGAAGACAAAAAGGCAGAGCCUCUGGUGCCGCUACGAAAACCUCCCACUGCGCCUCAUGAAUCCCAUACUCUCACCAAGGUUAAUUCUCUACGGAAGAAAGAUGCCGACCGCCCUCGCGUUCAACCGCCCGUUCAAACUCAUGGCCUUGGAGCGGUUCUAGCUAGUGUUGGUAGGAUGACUAGUGCUAUAGGAACACCAGCGCCUUCAGUAUCUACAUCACAGGGAGAUGCAAGUCACCCUGUCAACACCGGACAGCCAACCGAUACUAGUAUCCCAGACGAGUCAAGAAACACCUCACAGUCGCCUGCGGGACAAGACAGCCAAGAGACUCCAACAUCGCAUAUCAGUCAAUCACCUAAGACUGCUACGCCUGAGGAACCCCGGCCAACGAUACAAUCUCGCAAAUCUUUUGGGCCCGAGUUUGAUUUCGAGGAAACCAACGUGUCCUUCCAACGUUCACCUAUGCCACGGGAGGAAUCCGAAGACGAUUCAGAUGAUGGUCUUUUCGCAAUUCCAUUAGCAAAUAGCAAAUCACCGAUAAAGGAGAAAGGUUCUAUGGCUAGUUUUUCGGCUAGUCAAAAGUUAUCAGCAAAACCAUCCCUUACUGUAAACACCGAGAAUAGGUUGAGAAAGGGACUGUCCGUGAGCUUCAGGUCACCUAGUGCCACCCGCGAAACCUUUGCCUCAGGCGGCGAUCCAGACCCUCGAACAGGGUCAGUUUCCGAUAUGACCACUUCGCCUGAGGAAGAGAAACCCCCUAGGAGAGAUUCAUUCGCUCGAGGGGAUGUCUGGGCAAGCAGGCCUCCUGUAGAAGGCGUCAUUGAAUACCUGGAUGACUUCUUCCCUAAUAUUGAUCUUGAUGCGCCUUAUCUUGACGGGCAGGGAGCAUCUCCUCCCUCGUCACCAGCUAGUCGAGUUGCGCAUGAGAAUGAGCUGAUUCAGAAGGAAAAACCACAGCCCCCUCCUAAUCCUCCUGACAACACAUUAGGGUCGAGCGAGCCGACUAUCAAGGCACAAGAUCCCAAUAUCGUUGCUCGACGUAACGUCAACCGCUCCGGCGGACUUACCCGAAUGAAAUCAAUCCGUGAAGUUGCCAGGGGGGCCAAUCAAGCCAGCAGAAAUCGGAGUGUUACAUCUUCUACCGGGAAUCAGAAAUCUGGCGAUAUUCUCCGUCGUAAAAGUACGAAGAUGUUCGGAGCAAGGAUCAUGCAAAUCAGCCCUAAACCUGGAAGCCGACUCAGCCAGCUUGAUCCUAUUCCUCAAAACAAUGCUCCUUCUGCAAAUGUACCCCAGAGGCAGCCCACUUUCCGCAUCAUUCGCGGUCAGCUCAUCGGCAAAGGGACAUACGGCCGAGUCUAUCUAGGUAUGAAUGCGGAUAAUGGUGAAGUCUUGGCUGUUAAGCAGGUGGAAAUCAAUCCUAGAAUUGCCGGGCAAGACAAGGAUAAGAUGAAGGACAUGGUCGCUGCUAUGGACCAAGAAAUUGACACAAUGCAGCACCUUGAACAUCCAAAUAUCGUGCAGUAUCUGGGAUGUGAGCGAGGAGAGUUGUCUAUUUCAAUCUAUCUCGAGUACAUUUCCGGUGGCUCCAUCGGCAGCUGUCUCCGCAAACAUGGUAAGUUUGAGGAGAGUGUCGUGAAAUCUCUUACACGGCAAACCUUGAGCGGACUGGCCUACCUUCACGAUCAGGGUAUCCUACAUCGCGACCUGAAGGCGGACAAUAUUCUUCUUGAUCUGGAUGGGACGUGCAAGAUAUCUGAUUUCGGCAUCUCUAAGAAGUCGGACAACAUCUAUGGGAACGACUCGACAAAUUCCAUGCAAGGUUCAGUAUUCUGGAUGGCGCCAGAAGUCAUCCAGUCUCAGGGACAGGGUUACAGCGCUAAAGUGGAUAUUUGGUCUCUUGGAUGCGUGGUGUUGGAGAUGUUCGCAGGCCGACGACCAUGGAGCAGAGAAGAGGCUAUCGGUGCUAUAUUCAAGCUCGGUAGCCUUAGUCAAGCGCCUCCUAUCCCUGAAGAUGUCUCCAUGAAUAUCAGCCCAGCGGCGCUUGCGUUCAUGUAUGACUGCUUUACUAUUGAUUCACUCGAUCGCCCGACCGCCGAGACUCUCCUCACCCGUCAUCCCUUCUGUGAACCAGAUCUGAAGUACAAUUUUCUCGACACUGAACUUUAUGCCAAGAUCCGUCAUGUUCUCUAG
Messenger RNA from Aspergillus alliaceus, 4782 nucleotides. RefSeq names its product putative MAP kinase kinase kinase (Bck1) (gene bck1). Bases 1 to 4782 code for a protein of 1593 amino acids. Gene Ontology annotation, biological process: protein phosphorylation. NCBI's taxonomy places the organism in Eukaryota, Fungi, Ascomycota, Eurotiomycetes, Eurotiales, Aspergillaceae. Gene Ontology annotation, molecular function: ATP binding; protein kinase activity. The record is from RefSeq and is a predicted model, not a curated record. The transcript is spliced from 3 exons.